Messenger RNA from Sus scrofa (pig), 9969 nucleotides. The record is from RefSeq and is a predicted model, not a curated record. NCBI's taxonomy places the organism in Eukaryota, Metazoa, Chordata, Mammalia, Artiodactyla, Suidae.
AAAAAAAAAAAAAAAAGAAAGAAAGAAAAGAAAAGAUGUCCUUUCCCAACCCCUGCCUCUGCACUUACAUCCUUUAUCUGGGGAACAUACCACAGAGACUAAGCCCUCCACUGCAACUUUGAGAAGUGUAAAGAAAUGUACUUUAUUCAGCAGUUAAUAUUUUGGAUAUCAUUAGGUCAGUUUACCAAGCAAGUGUGAACAACUCAGCGUGUAUCAGAAUGUGGGGUUCUGGAGCAAUAAACAAAGGAGCACAGUAACGGGCUGUCUCUGCAGUGAAGUACCUCAGUCUGAAACAUUAAGUAUGGGAAGGUAGCCAGUAGCGUUAAGGUUAGGAAACUUUGAUACAUAUAUCACAUAUACCCACACAUACACAUGAAUAUACAUACAUAAAUAUAUGUCCUAUAUAUUUAUAUAGUUUAUAUAUUCAUAUACUUACAUAUGCAUAUGACCCUUGUUUAUAUUUUUUUUGCAGAAGGACAUAUACUAAUAUAUUUAUAUAUUUAUUAUGCAUGUGAUCCUUGUUUAUGCUUUUUUCAGAAGAACAUAUAAUAAUAUCUUUAUUUAAAGUGUAUAUAAUAGAAAAACAUAGGAAAAAAGUGACCUUGUCAUACAUGAUGCUUUAUAUUAAACAUCUAUGCAGCAUGGCAAAGAAGAUCUGAAAGUCAUGAAUAUUUAAUUCUCAUUUAAUAAGCCAUCCUUAGAAUUUUGUUAUUUUCGCAUUUGGGAAUAUUCCAGCUGAUGUCACACUUUUACCACAGGAAGCCCUCUGCAUUUUUAGUUGUCCAAAUUAAUAUAUAACUCCAGAAGCUGAUUGCCUGGAUUUUAACAUUCUUCCUCUUAAAUCAGGAGGUAGAAAUGUUUCUUCAAUGACAUAGAGCUUGGGUUGUGCAGUAGUCUAUGUGAAGCAAGAGUCCUUUAAUAGCCCCCAAAGUUUUUACAACAUCUCUGCUUGUUACUUACACCAUAGAAAGUGUGCCUAUUUGAGAGAUGUACUGAUGAAAGAGAGUAUUUUCAAAGUCCUGCUCCCUCUCACAUAGUUUCUGAUGAUCACUGAUGUGAAGCAACCUACAGAGAGAAAUUAAAACACGUGGUGGCUUUGGAGGGCACUUCUUAUUCUGAGGAGGAACACGUGACAGGACUCACCCUGGGGAGUCUGAAGUGUACUCUCCUUCGACUCCAGGAUAUGGAGAGUCAUAAAUCCAUGGUUUAAAUAUUAACUCUGCAAAUCAUGUUGGACAGUGGAUUUGGCAUUUGGAAACGUGUGAAUAUCUUAGCAUAUGAUUUUCAGAAAGAUAUCAAUAGGAAGUAGCCGAAAGGAAAAAUAAACGCAGUAUUAUGUAACGAACGGUGCAGAAGGCUUAAAACGCAUAACAAAAGAAAGUACAGUGAGUUGGGUUGUCGGUGGUAGAUCCGGCCCUAUAUAAUCAACGGGAAAUUACAUGUGUUUCAGCAUGUUCCAAUGACAGAAGAUGAAGCAGAGAAUUUUAGAAUAUUCUCAAAACAAUUGUUGAAGCAUUUGAUGCUUUCUUUAAUGAAAUAGAGAGGAAAGUAAAGAUGAGGUUAUUAAGGUGGAGAAAUUGUCCUUAUCUCCUACCACUUUCUCCCUUGGUUUGUAACCUCCCAAACCGCUGACAUUCUUUUCUGGUUCUGUUUGUUCCUUGCUUCACAGCAUUUCUUUUCUUGCUGUUUCCAUUCCCAGAAUGUAUAAUAUCCUAGCUGAAGAGGGAGUGCCAUCAUUCAGGCAUCAGCUUAAAUGUGGCCUUCUCAUCACUCCCGCGCACCAGUCCUUCUCCUCUGUUGUUCUUGCAGAGAGUAAGCACCAUGAGAAGAAUGUCUGAUCUGUGCAUUGCUCUAUUCCCGGGGCCUAGAAUGUGGUUUGUUACCCAGCAACUGUUUCAUAAACAGUUGUUAAAUUAAGUACAGUUAAAAAUAGACAGGGAAAACUUUUUACUGGAAACGAAUGGCUAAGACUUACUUGCUCCUAUGAUAACAUGACAUAAUAUGUGGAUUACCUUUCUGUAUCUUGAUUUUGUGUUUGGUAUGAUAUACAUUUUGUUACUCUGAUUCUAGUGAAUUUAAAUACAGUUACAAAUGUGAACUGUUUUUAACAGCAGAUCACUAGGGGUCUUCCUGAACCGAAUCUCCACGUUAUCAGCUUCUGGUUGCGGUCAUCUUGGCAUAACACCCUUAUCUUCCGAAGGACCGAUGGAGAGCAAAGGAGAAACCAUCAUGCCUCCUCUCAACACUUCGUGUCCCUCUCCUUCCCCCUUCCUGCUGGUGGGCAUCCCGGGACUAGAGCACCUGCACGUCUGGAUCGGGAUCCCCUUCUGCUCCAUGUACGUGGUGGCCGUGGUGGGGAACGUGACCAUUCUGGCUGUGGUGCGGGCAGAGCGCAGCCUCCACGAGCCCAUGUGCCUCUUUCUGUGCAUGCUCUCGGCCACCGACCUGGUCCUCUCCACAGCCACCCUGCCCCGCAUGCUCUGUCUCUUCUGGCUCGGAGCCCGCGCCAUCGCCUUGGAUGCCUGCCUGGCCCAGAUGUUCUUCAUCCAUAGUUUUACGGCUCUGGAGUCGGGCUUCUUUCUGGCCAUGGCCGUUGACCGUUACGUGGCCAUUUGUCACCCACUGCGCCACACGACCAUGCUCACCCCGGCUCGCAUCGCUCUCAUGGGUGUGGUUGUGGUGGUUCGAGGCGUGGCCUUCUUUUCCCCACACCCCAUUCUGCUCAAACAGCUGCCCUACUGUGGGACUCGCAUGAUCGCCCACACCUACUGUGAGUUCAUGGCUGUCGUGAAGCUGGCGUGUGUGGACACGGGGGCCACCAAGCGUUACAGCCUCAGCAUGGCUACUAUCGUUGGCUCAUGCGAUGCGGUUCUCAUUGCUGUAUCCUAUGCCUUCAUCCUCUGCUCUGUGUUCCACCUGCCAUCCCGAGAAGCUCGCUUUAAGGCGUUGGGUACCUGUGGGUCCCAUGUCUGUGUUAUUCUUGUCUUCUACUCCACAGCUGGAUUUUCCAUUUUCACCCACCGUUUUGGGAAAAAUAUACCUGCACAUAUCCAUAUUUUUAUUGCAAAUAUGUACCUUUUGGUGCCUCCUUUUCUCAACCCUAUUGUUUAUGGAGUAAGGCCCAAGAAAAUACGGGAGCAUGUUCUUAAGGCACUAAGUGUCAAAGUUGCCUGAUUUUAGUUGGAUCAAAAAAUACAUGGUUCAAGUUAUGUAGAAAUUCAAGAGACGAUGUGGGGAAAAUAAGUAAACUGCUAUUAGUCCCAUAACCUGAAUUGCAUUUUCCAUCUGCAAAUUAUUCACCAUAUGUCUACAGUAUCUCAGGAUUCUACCUCAACAACUUAUUUUAGCUGUUUCAUUUGGUAAAUGUUGGUGAUGAGGUUGUUAGUAUCACUCUAACUAUAUAGCUUUGGAGGUAGGUAUAAUUGGGAAUGAACCAUAGGUAGAACUUUUAAGUGAGAUACCUCCUCCUGCAGUGCAUCCUCCCCCCGCAAAAAAAAGGGAAGUUAUCUGAGAUCUCAAUACUGAAUUUUACAGUUUAGGCAGUUUGAAAGAAUCUUGAGUCAUCUAUGUGGCUGUGAUUUUUUUUUAGAACAGCUAAUAGAUAUUGUACCUCUAGUCUGAUUGAAUCAAAUUAAGGGCUUGAGAGAAAUGAAUAGGAUUAAUAAUACACAAAGACUAAACAAAUUAAGAAAGGAGUUCUCCUCAAGGGAAACAAACAAAAACAAAAAUAAAUUAAUAAACUCAUAAACAUGAAUUUUUGUGAAGGCACCAACAUUGAUGUUAGAGCAUCAGUAGUUUUUAGUUUUAAUAGAGUUGGGAUAUUUUAUAAAACUAAAAUAAUACCCUGGAUUCUGUUGACAGCUGAAAUGUAGUUCAUAUAUUCCAGAUUUGGUAUUUAGUAGGAAAAACUAUCAACCUACCAGGUUUCUCUGUGCAGGUAGUCUUCCUCUUUGAUUAGUUGACUUGGAAACCACUAUCAAGACACAAAACUUGGAAUCUUUUAUCCACAGAGUCCAAAUGCUGCCCCUUUUUAUUACCUGAGUAUCUAGGACUAUCUUCCUUCUUUGAUCAUUUUCUUCAGCUUUCUCUAGUCUCCCAGCUAGGCAUUUCUCUUCUUUAAAAAAAAUAUCAUCUGAGAACCAUGAAAUAUUUCUUUUCUUGGAGGCCAUCCAAAAAGGAGUCUGUAUACCAGUUAUCAGAUACUGUAGACUUUACCUGAAGGUAGGGUGUUUUUCUGUUUUGGAAUACUCUACAUCUUUGGCACUAUUGUCUUGUUGUAAGGAAUUCAGGAAAGGAGUAAUUUGAGGGCUACGUUAAUGACAGUACCUUGGACAUGGUAGGCUAGAAAGUCAUGUAGAGCAUUAAAUUGUGUAGGUUCUGAGGGAGAACAUCUCAGCUAAGGUGAAUAUUCACAUAUCUUUAACAUAUAAAGUGAUGGUCAUGGCGAGGUCUCUAUGGGUAAAUUCACGCAGGCGGCAAUUACAUGAUGAAAAAAACAAAGACCAGCUGAAAAAAUGCUGAAAUUUCUAUUUCCGUGCCCCAUCCACCUGCAUCUUCUUGAGCCAUUCGACGUUUACAUUUAUUGUCCCAGAUCAACUCCAGGGAUGCCCUUUCUCAAUCGUUUCUUCUUCUUCUCAGAUAAUGUAAGUGUGUUACAUCCGUCAUUAGGAAACCACUGUCUUGCUGCAUUUUUAAGAAAUUUUAGACUAUUGCAUUUCUUAUGCAUUCAUUUUUCUGAAGUCCAAUGACAUGCAGUGAAAUGAACAAGCCUUAAAUGAACAGUUAAGAAAGUUGAACACAUGCAUAGCCCACGUAGCCCGCUCUACAGUCAUAAUAAAAGGCAUCUUAUCAUCCCAGAAGGCUCCCUUCUUUUUUCUCUUGCAAGUGUGGUGUUGGGAAAUGUGUGAUUUAUGCAGUAGGAAUAGUUGCUGCCUUAUUUCUGUCAAUAAGGCAUCAAUGCUUGAGUUGCAAUUUUAAGCUUUAUACUAGUGAUGUAUUAUGUAUGUGGGUUAGGAAGUCCUGGACUGUGGAUUCGGCGUAAAUGGUCCCUUGAUAAUCGUCUGUGAGUGGAUCCAGUACUUCUGCUCUGUUUGUUCUGUAUGUGCCUGAAACAGCUGUUUUCCCUGAUGCUCAGAGGUUCUUCCUGUGUGAGUCCCAAGCACAGAUCUUUGUUGUGUCGGGUAUUUUCCACGGCCUGGACACCAAGCAAAGGAGAUCAGAAGCCCCAGAGGGGACUUGACAUCAGAAGGUUUUUGUCUAUUGCCAUGUACUCCCCUAAGACGCUGUCUCUUUAGCUGGCCCUUUUCAGCCUUUCCGCCCAUAGGAAAACAAGUGGGCAGGCAGCUGUUUUCCAGCUCUCUGAAUGCCGAGUGCGUUCCAGGCAGAGAAAAUAAUAAGACACGUGGGUCACAGUAUCAGCCCCAGACACUUUUGCUUAGUAGGAACUCAGUGCUUCCACUAGCAGGUAAGGUUAGUUCAGUAGGUGAGAAACUCUUAGGCAUGAUAGUCUCUGGACGCUGGACACUGGAGGUUUCCUGAAGAAAUACAUCAACUGUAUACGUUACAGAGCUUUUGGUAGAAGAACGAUCAUGAUGCUUAGACUGGGCUUCACAAAUGCUGGUAGAGUCCUUGGACUCAUUACAGCAAAAUUCUGUAUCCUUUUGAGGACAGACAAAACUUGGAAAAGCCUCGCUGCAUGUAGCUCAUGAUAGUGGAGCUAUAACAUCAUGAAUCAUCGGUAUUUUGGGAUAUAAGACAACAGACUUUAUUUUGUCCUUUAAGAUGACUUUUCUCAAUUUUCUUUCUGGGCUCGGUGGUUUCCUAUGAGAUUCAAUAGGUCUGAAAUAGUAAGAACCAAGGGAAUUUCAGUGCUCUCUUUCCUCACGCAAGAGAGAAACCUGCUCCUCCUCAUGAGAAAUACAGAUGGAUCUCUUAGUCUGAAGUCAGAGAAGAAUAAGGGAAACAGAAUCCAGUCGUUCUAGAGGUUCGGUCCCUUUCCCACAGGAAAAAAUAUAUUAAUAGCACGAGCAGCUUUACAAAAAGCUUUGAAACAAAGGCAAGAGAAUUAGACAUACGCUUUAAUCUUGGCGUGCUGCCAUCCAUUUCUCAAGGACGACUAUAACGGAAUGUAUAACCAGCUAUUUUGUCUCCAUCAACAAGAAAAGAAAAAAUAUGAAGAAGAUAUCUUUUUACUCCAUUUCUUAGAGAUUCUAGAAGUUUAUAAAUCUGUAAAAGCAAUGCUGAAUCAGUGCACUGAAAUGCCCUGUAUUACUCAUAGUGGUUUAUUGAUCUGUUUAUCAAACACAUCAAGAGAACUUACUUAAUAUAGAUAAUGUUCUAAAUGCUCUUAAAAUAAGGUAGAAACAGAAAAUUAUGUGACAAUCACACACACGCACAAACACAUAAUUGGAGAUUUUGCUGUUUCUUCUCUCCUGGGUUCAGGUUACUGUCUCUCAAAACUGAGAUGCGUGAUCCAUGACUAGUUAUCGUAAUUGGUCUGAAUCCCUGUACAGAUCUUCCUCAACUUACAGUGGGUUACAUCCUGAUAAACUCACCAGUAAGGUAAAAAUAGCAGAUGUCAAAAAGGUAUUUAAUACAGCCAACCUACUGAACACCACCGCGUGGCCUGGCCUCCCUUCAAUGUUCUCAGAACGAUUACUUUGGCCUAAAGUUGGGCAAAAUCAUCUAACACAAAAAGCCCAUUUUAUAAUUGAGUGUCGACUAUUUCCUGAAAUUUAUUGACUACUGUACAGAAAGUGGGAAACAGAAUGGUUUUGUGAGUGUGCAGGUGUUGUGAGUGUGCAGGUUGGUUGCCCUUUUUAGUGCAGGUUGACUGGGAGCUACGGCUCAGUGCUGCUGCCCAGAAUCAGGAGAGAGUAUCUUACUAUAUGUGGCUGGCCUGGGAAAAAAGCAAAAUUCAAAAUUCAAAGCACUCUUUCUAGUGAAUGUGUGUCACUUUUGCAUCCCUGUAAAGUCAAAAAGUUUUAAGUCAAAUCACUAGGUUGGGGACAACCUGCAUAUAAGAGAUUAAACUUACUGCAUUCAUCAUAAUACUCUACUUUUUAUCCCAUGACUGAAGUUACUUUCUAGUUCUAUACACUUGCAUAUUUUAAAAUAGCGUUGGGCUCAGAGUGGAGAAGGACACGUAACUCCCUCGAUGUUGGCUCUUAACACAGCCCAUUUGGUUUUCACCCAGCCGCCUUUCUCCUCCUUGGAAACCCAGGACAGGAGACGUCCUGUAUCUGCCGUCCCACCUGCCUCGUCCUGCUCACCUACCCUUCCCAUUCGAGCUGGGAAGUGUGUCCUUGAGUUCCUCAUCAAGACAGACCCCAGUCUGUGUGACCCCACGUAUCUCUUCCUCUCGAGCUCUUUAUGAAUAGCCUGGUGUUUACCACUGCCCCAUGUCCCAAAUUCUCACUUUCUUUGGGUCAAAGACAGAUCGGUUUUAAAGCUUACCUUACGUAGAUAUCAUGCAUCCACUAUGAAACCGCAGAAGAACAGUGAGGAUUACCCAAGAGAAAGUGCACGAAAUGUCCAGAGCACAGCAGUUGGUUUGCAAGACAGGGUAGGAUGCAUCACACACAGGGAGAAGCUGGCGUUCCUAAGGACCAAGACAGGUCAUUCAUAGCAGCAGACAGUCAGCAGUAACGCUUGACCUCAGAGGCAGAUGGGUGGGCAGACAUGUCCAUGGGAUCCUCUCUGGCUUCUUUUUGUCAGUGAAAUUGGAAUCUAGGUUUCGUCUAAGGGUGGGCUUGGGGGAAGAGUGGCAGAGGCUUUCAUUGAGAGCACAUCUAAAUUAAUUUUAAGGAAACUGAGACAGGAAGAGACUUUGGAAUUAUUCGUGAUACGAGGGGCUCACUUGAUAUCGUGAAUAGGAAUUCCAAGUGAGACCAGCAGCUUGGUCAUAGGAGGUCUCUUUGGUAGCACAAGUGUAAGCCUGGAGUGCUCUGUUACGUAAAUGAGCCAAAAAAUGGCCUCUCUGACCCAGAAACCAUUGGUGUCAGAGCCUGUGGGAUUGCUGUCCCCAGGAUUACAGAGAUGAUGACCUGUGUGGCCGCAUGCUAUAGCCAUAGCCAUUUAAAAAUAUUUGCUGAUGUGAUAAACGAGAGGACAGAAGCAUCCGGAUUAUCUACAAAUAUAAAGCAUAAACGUAAUUUAAAAAUGAGUGGGAAAUGAGAGGACAUGGGUGAGAGAAAUGGGGAAAGUAUUAGAGGGCAAAGCAAAAACAUGAAAUCUCGUCAGAGCCUUUUUUUUCUGCUGUGUAGCAGUAAAUGAUGCCAAAAGAGUAACGGAGACCAGAUUACAAAGGGUCCUGUUGUCACUUUGGACAUGGUCCCCUGUAACAGACAGAACGUAACACUUUGUAUAAGAAAGCGUAUCCACUUUAACUCAGUCAUACGCCACUUUUUUUAAAUGAUAUUUUAAUUUUGUGGCCACACCCACUGCAUAUGGACGUUCCCGGGCUAGGGAUUAAAUAUGAGUCACAGCUUCAGCCUACACCACAGCUGCAGCAAGGCCACAUCCUUGAACCCACCGGUGCUGGAUCAGGGAUCACAUCUGCCCCUCUGCAGCGAACUGAGCUGCUACAGUCAAAUUCUUAACCCACUGCACCACAGCGGGAACUCCUGGACACACUUCAUUUUUAAAUCUUGGUUAAGUAAAUAAAAUGUGGAGCCAGAGAUAUUCAGAUUCAGAUCGAAUGUCACCUUCCAUUUGCUAUACGAUUUCACAUAAAUCAUUUGAUCUGCAGUUCCCUUUGUCUCUGCAUCUUUUUAGUGGUGAGGUUGUAUUUCUAAAGGCUGUUUUGAACAUCAGUGAGGGGGAUUUCUGAGCACUAAACAGGGCCCUAGAAAAUGGUGACCUCUCAGGGGGUAUGUACAUAAUUCUUUUGGGGGGUUCUGUGUUCUUUCUAACAUUUUUCUGUGUAUAUUAUCAUAUCAAAGCACUCAGCAGACCUUUGGGAAGUAAAAAUGUCCUUAUUCAUUUUCUUAAGGGAUAGUUAAUGUUAAUUACUCUCCCUGCAAGUAAUUUAGUCCUGUACUUCGGGAAAAGGCCCCAUACCCUAGAGGAUCGCCAAGUCCCCUGCCACCUACACCCUUGAAUCCAGUGGGAUUGGGUGUUGGGUAUAAGCCAGCUCACGUUCAGUGAGCAUCCUCCUUCGCAUCUGCUCCUUACACAAGCUGGCUCCCUGGAUGAUUCUUAGCUUCUAAUUUGGGUGAGUUGAUAGAGAUAAAGGUCAGGAAAAGAGAGGAGGGGGCUACAUUCCAAACAUCGGCUUUUAAAAUUAUGAGAUCCUCAAAAAGGUAAUUCCCAGCUCUUCGAAUAGCCUUAGUACAAUUAAAAAUAAAUAGCAUAGACAUAUAAUAGACUAAAAAGAUUCAGUGGAGCCUUUUUCCAUUACCGAUGUGAAUAUGUACCUCUUGAUUAGCUAAACUCUAAGGAGCAAAUGGUUAUGGAAACCCCACGUGAGAAUGAACGUAGCAUUAAAGCUGAUUGACCUGGACAGGCUUUGAAAUCAAGACAGUUGGGAGCAACAAGCAACCGUUUUCCUCCCACUUAAUAUUAGAUGUUGAUCGAUCAUGGCAAAUAGUGUUUGUGGAAGAAUAUUUAAGAGGAAAGCGAAAAAAAUGUGUGUGUUUGUUGCGGUGAUCAGUUGGGCAAGAAUGGGCCAUAAACAACCUCUUCUGUUUCCUCUGUUUUCAUAAUAUUUCAGACGACUGCAUUCUCUCAGCCACAUUAGCUGUUAUUGUUUUUGAUGUAGCUCAUCUGCAGACUAGUUAAGCUGUGCAGAUAAGAGAGAGCAGAGUGUGGAGAAAGACUUCCAGACUAAAACGUUAUAGGACAAAAGUUCUCCUGAGUGGGUUUUCCAGAGGAAGUGUGCUGAAAUCUCUGCGUCUACCGUUUCUAUGCUCAGGCCUCAAUUCCUGGCUGGAAGCUUAGAAAGUCUGAUAAUUAUGAAAAAAAAAAAAA